Spodoptera exigua (beet armyworm) is the source of this 742-nucleotide messenger RNA. NCBI's taxonomy places the organism in Eukaryota, Metazoa, Arthropoda, Insecta, Lepidoptera, Noctuidae. The record is from the annotation of a GenBank genome assembly.
GCUUUGUAAUCAUGGCGUCCGAACGUUACAGUUUCUCUCUCACCACUUUUAGCCCUUCAGGGAAAUUAGUCCAAAUCGAAUAUGCUUUAGCUGCUGUAGCCGCUGGCGGGACGUCCGUCGGUAUCAAAGCAUCCAAUGGCGUAGUGAUUGCCACAGAAAACAAGCAUAAGAGCAUUCUGUACGAUGAGCACAGCGUCAAUAAGGUGGAAAUGAUCACUGGUCACAUCGGUAUGGUUUACUCCGGUAUGGGACCUGACUACCGUCUCCUGGUCACCCAGGCCCGGAAGAUGGCUCAGCAGUAUUUCUUGAUGUACCACGAGCCCAUUCCUACUGCUCAGCUUGUGCAGCGGGUAGCUACUGUCAUGCAGGAGUAUACUCAGUCUGGUGGUGUCCGUCCCUUCGGUGUCUCACUCCUGAUCUGUGGCUGGGACAACGACAGACCGUACCUGUUCCAGUGUGAUCCCUCCGGAGCCUACUUUGCUUGGAAAGCAACCGCUAUGGGCAAGAAUUAUAACAAUGGCAAGACUUUCUUAGAAAAGAGAUACACAGAGGAAUUGGAACUCGAUGAUGCAGUGCACACAGCGAUCCUCACUCUCAAAGAAGGUUUCGAAGGUCAGAUGACAGCAGACAAUAUAGAAGUUGGCAUCUGCGAUGCUAGCGGCUUCAGACGGCUGGAACCCGCUCACGUUAAAGAUUAUUUGGCUAACAUCCCCUAAUAUACCAAUCUAUUGUAACUUACUGA